CGCUCAGGUUGGAGUGCGGCUUCUUCCGGUUGCGGCUGUCAGGGCUCCUUUCUCCUCCCCUCCCCCGUUCCCUGAUCGCUGGCGAUGGCGAGCGGCGGCGGUGGUUCGGGUGUCCCGGCGACUGGGGAGGAGGAGGCGGUGCCCGGGCCCGGGCGCUGCGAGGUAGAAGCAGACGAGGACGAAGAAGAGGAGCAGGAGGUGUUAGCGCUGGCCGGCCGGCUGAGGCGACGCCUGAGGGGCUGGGAGGCGCCAGUAGCCGCCGUGCAGCAACUGCUGGUCUGGGAGAGGCCGCCGCAGAGCUUGGCCGGGGCCGUCGCUCUCGGAGCUGCGCUGUGGUUGUUUUCCUCUACUUCACUGCGUCCCCUGUUCCUCCUCAGCACUGCCCUUAUUGGCUUUCUUCUGUUGGAGAGAUGGAAGCCUCAUUUCCUGUUGGAUUUCUCAGCACAGCCUUUGGAGGAGCCUGGAGGAGACAGGUAUAGCGAGAUGGCAGGAGCACCACCUCAUUUGCUGAGUGUCCCAGAGCUCUGCCAUUGCCUAGCUGAGAGCUGGAUUACAUUCAGGUUGUACCUGCAGGAGCUGUUGCAGUACAAGAGACAAAACCCUGCCAAGUUCUGUGCCAGGGUCUGCUCAGGAUGCCUAAUCUUGGCUGUAGUAGGACACUAUGUCCCAGGAAUCAUGAUCUCUUACAUUGUCUUGCUCAGCAUCUUGUUAUGGCCCCUGGUGGUAUAUCAUGAGCUUAUUCAGAGAAUGUAUACCCGGUUGGAGCCCAUCCUGAUGAAACUGGACUACAGCAUGAAGGUGGAGACUUUACAUCUUAAACAUGAGAAGAAAAAGCGUCAGGGAAAGAAUGAGCCAGAAGCUGGCAAUGAGCCAAUGGCAGAGACAGAAAGUGAGAGUGAAGCUGAACUCUCUGGGUAUUCCCCGGUGGUAGAUGUGAAGAAGACGGCACUGGCACUGGCAAUUACAGACUCUGAGCUUUCAGAUGAGGAAGCCUCUAUCUUGGAGAGCGGAGGCUUCACUGUUUCCAGAGCAACCACACCACAACUGACAGAUGUGUCUGAAGAUCUGGAUCAACAGAGCCUGCCCAGUGAGCCAGAAGAGUCCUUCUCCAAAGACUUGGCAGAGUUCCCCUCUGUGGAAGAAUUCCAUUCCAGAGACUUGCAACCAUCCUGUGAGGAAGACAGCUUUGCAGUGCCUGCCCAAGCUGCCGGUCAGCUGGACUCUGCUGAGGAAGAAGCGGCAGCAGUUGGGACUUCGGACACAUCAAUCCUGUGCCUGGCCUCACCCCUGCACUUUGUAAAUACACAUUUCAAUGGAAAUGGGCAGGCAGUGGUGGGAGGAGCUCCUGAGCCCCAGACUGUGUCUGCACAGGGCCUGGGGCUACACAUUGAUUCACUGAGCCAAGAGAUAGUAACCACCGCCAUCAGUACAGUGGUGCAGAACACCUUGUCAGCUCUGCUCCGCUCCUCUGAGGACAGCGAGGGGCCUUCUCUUUCUGAGUUUCUGCCCACUGAGCCGGAGGAAAGACUGAACUUCCAGACACAGUUGUCUGAAAGUGAGGAGGUGGGGGCAGCCUCUCCGCCAGAGGAAGAGGAAGAAGCUGAUGACUUCGAGCUUCUUGAUCAGAGGGAGCUGGAGCAGAUGGAUGCAGAGCUCGGCCUUGCUGAAGAGGCAGGUGCUCCAGUGCAAUCCUCUUGCCCUCCCGAAGAGGAAUCCUCGUCCAGCCCCUAAAUUCUACUGCGCUCCUGGUUUUCUGAAGCUAGAAGGAUGGAUGGACAGACACCCGACAGAAUUUGAUCAGUGCUGAUCAGGGAUGGUGAACCAUCCACUUUCACAGUGUUAUGUCUGAAAUAGUGAGUCCUCCUCCUAAUCUUGGCCUUCCCAUCAGGGCACUAUGUCCAGCCCAAGCUUCCUAGUGAUGAUGCAGUCUUGGUCUGCUGCUGCAAUUGUCUUUGUCUGUUCGUCCUCCCCCCCCCCUGCACGCUGCAUUCUCAGCUAAUAUACCUGCUGCUCAUCCCUGCACACCUAGUAGGAAGUAAAGCAGUUUUUUGGAUAGAGAUGGGGCAGGAAGGCUUAAUGUAAAAAAAAACUUUGAAAAAUGUUUUUGUUGAACAGGGAUAGGGACUAGGUGGUGUGAGGAAAGAGAAACAGGUUUGGGAAGAGAUGUUUCUCAGAGUCAGAAACAUGGAAGAGGAGGGGACACAAGACUUUAAAGCUGGUGCCAUGUAGAGCACUGUUGAAGUUGAUGAAGGGGCACAACUGGGCUCCCCUCCCAUGCAAAGCAACAAACUGCUUCUGCAAACUCAAGCACUUAACUCCAGCUUCCCUUCUCAAUCAUUUUAUGCCCCAGCCUCAUUUCCUCUAUACAGUAAUUUGAUUAUGAGUCUGCUCCUGCUGCCCUAAGCUAUGAGCCAGGCUGGCAAAGUCUCUUGAUGCUCUUGGGAAAAUACAAAUUAAUUUGACCAGGAAGUGUACCCCCUUAGCUGCUGCACUUUAAUUGCAAAAUAGCCCUAUACUGUUUGUCACCUUUGUGUUAAUUUUUUUUUAAAGAACUGGCUGAGCCAGUCCUGCCGAGUGGCCAGAGCAGUUUUUCUUCUGGCUUUGUUCCAGCAAUCAGUCUAGCCUCAAGGAGAGGAGUGAAGCAGUUUGGAAAGAACUGUUAUGUUGGUAAAACUGGAAGGAACUUUGGUCUUCCUGCGUUCAGAGGAAACUCUACUUUGGUCUGUCCUGCUAGCUUCCUUUUCGAAACCCUAAGGGGGCUUCCUUUCAUUCAGGCUUUAAACUGGCAAAAGCCAAGCUCUUGCUAAUUAGAUUAGCAUACCCAUUGUGCUAUGGAGAAGAGGAGCUGGUAGGUGCACUGCCCCACUGGGCAGUGGGCAUUUACUGCCUCUUGUAAUGCUUGUUGAAGAGGGCUGCUGCUGCAGCUUUACAAUGUACAUUUUUAAACAUUGGAUUUUAAUAACUUUUCAAAGGUUGACUUUGAGUUGCAAAAUUAUUUUUUUUUAACUUGCAGAUGGAGAAUUCCCCCCUCCCCAGGUGUAUCUUAAUAGGUGCAGUGCAAAACCAAGAUCAGCCUCUGCCAGUGGUAUUUCCCACUGGGCAGACAUGGUUAUGCUCUCUGAAUCCUGUUUACCAGUUUUCCAGAGGGUGGCAGCACUGGGAAUUGGUUUAUCUUCGCCUGCUUUAAAGCAUUCACGAGUGACAUUGCAGAGCUGAUGUGAUCACUGGUGUUCUAUACAUUGGUGCAAAAGUGACCGCAGCUUUGGUUUAUGUAUGCAGGUCCUGAACUUGUGAUAGAUUGCCCUGCUGGCCUCUGCCUUUGACCUGCCCUUCCAGGAAUUUAUUCACCAAGGUGAAGGUACUCCCUGUAGGCAUGAGAACUGCCAAAACAAUUCCAGGCACAUUUGGGAGACUCCAGCUAUAGGCUUUCAUCUGUUUCAGGGAUGUGUUGAUUGCUGAGACAUUCAGUGUCUUUCCUCUUUGUAUGAGAUGGCUUCCAGUGCUUAGCUUUUUUGAUCACCGGGCAGUAUGUUUCUGGAAAUCUAUUAACAAGGAUGUUUUGUUCGCCAGUGUUCGUUCUCUGCUGUAUCUCCUGCCCUUUCCCCUUCAAAGGAUGGAAGGGAGUAGCUGUUAUAAACAGCUCUCUCUUAGUGUCUGCACUUUGGAAACAGGCAGCUUCAUAACACUGAGGAUGGAGCUUGCCUGUCUUUGUGAUGUGUCCUAAGCACAAAUUUCACAUAGUGCCCUCAAUAACCGGAAUCCCUAGCUUUCCCUUUCUGGUGCAGGAGGCAUGUUGUAUGUUGGUGUUUCUCACUGGAGCUCUAAGCCUCCUUCCUCUCUCAGGGGGUGGUGCCAUGCUGUUCCAUUAAAGCAGCCUUCUGCUGAAACGCUGGGAAGUUGCUGAUUUCACCCAGGAAAGGUAGAGGGCUUGGAGCUGUGUAACAGUGUUUUAUUCUAUGGCUAUAUAUUUAAAAAAACUGUAGUCUUUUUAAUAAAAAAGUUUAAAGAUGUGAACUGUGAUACCUCUUCACUUCUUAGCCUGACUCGCAGAAGCCUCAGCUUGUGUCUUUGCUUCCCCAAAUGCCACAAUAUGUUAAAAUCUGGCAGUUUGUAUCUCUGGCCUUAGAGACUGUUGCCCUAAUUAUUCUCUUUCCUGGGCUAGAUUUCUCUGAAAUACAACUAUUGCUGGGUGGGUGAACGCUGCUAACUAUAAUUGCCACAAGUAAGCAACAUACUUUAGCAGAAAAGAAGAGUACUAUGUGAGUAUCUGGUUUUACCUUCUGCCCAUUCUUGAACCUAGGGUUUUUUCCUCAUUUCUGGCCUAGAAUUUUUCCACACAGGGUUUUUCCUCUUUUCUGGCCCCAUACUGUUCUAUUUUCUCCCCUGAUUCCAGUACACAUUUUUGUGCCUUUUAGUUUUUGCUUUGUGUUUUUCCUGAGGUUUUUCCCUGGUUCUUUUGGCAUCACUAUUACCUUGCCUUUUUCCCACUGGAAGCUGAUUUUGUGUCAUUUUUUUUUGUGCAUAACAUUUUUUUCAGUAUUCUUUGUCCUGUCCUCCUACCCACUUCCAACCCACCUUGUGAUGAUUGGACCGUCAUCAUCAUCAAACUGCUUCCUCUCCUCCCUGCCUUGAAUACUAAUGGUGUUGGAGAUAUAUAUAUCUUCAACACCAAGUGGUGCAUUUUAAAAGCUCUUCACAUAUGGUUUAUAAACGGAUGAGUGGGAGAGCUGCUCCAUUUUUAGUUUUCCCUGUGCAAAGACAGGCAGGCAUGGGGUGGGGGUGGGGCUCACAUCAACUCUCACCAAUAGCCUAGUCUGCCUGGGAAUGCUAUUCCCCACCCCCACCCCCAGCCUUGCAUAUGAAAAUUGAGCUCCCUUUUGUCCCCAUGUUCAUUUUCAAUUUUUUUUUAAAAUUCAGCCAUUACAUUGAUAUAAGCAUGUGCAGAAAGUAAAGAGGGGGAACAGUAGCACCCUCCCUUGAAAAUUCUGAUCAUUUAAGCAUGUGUGGAUGAAAAUCAACUCUACAACUGUAAAAAUGUAGAGGGAGGACAGGAGUAAGUGGAAUGUGCAGAAAAGCCCCUAGUUCUCACAAGCAGCAGAUGAAGUGGUAAUCCUGUGUGCUAUAUCACUUAAGACUGAAGGUAGGAGGGCCUUGCAUGAUGGAAUACUUCGUUCAAGUUUCCUACCCAAAGAAAACUAACAUGAAGGAGACUAAGCUAGAAUCCUCCCUGAUAGCCAGAUUGCUAGCAUUGCUCUCUUCUAUUCAUAUGAAGGAAUAUUCAAUCAUGCAAUAGCAGAUGAAUGCAUACUGGAACCUGUGAAAACUAGGUUCUCACCUCAUCAUUCUUUUGAUAGCUGUGCCUCUGCCUGCAUUUGCUCUAGCCUGGCAGUAGCGCUUAGUCAGGGCCCCCAGAGGCAUAGAUGAUCCUUGCCUUACUGCUUUAAUUUUUUGCACAGCUGCAACUAUGUUGGGAGCAUACAGUUAGACCCUCUUCCUUUCUAGAUUGAUUAGCAUGUGAAUGCAAACACUAUCAAGGGCAGAGUGCCUUCCAGACCUUGAAUCUUGCCAUGUCUGCUGUUGCCUCUGUGCUCAUGGUGCUGGAGAUCACAGCAGCCCGAACAGGCUGUCUUUACCUCAGCAGUUCCUCUUCCUGUCUCAGCUGUAGUCUUUCUGGGAGUGUAGGGUUAUCAGUUUCUUGCCUUAAAUAUUUAAAAAGAAAUUUGGAAUGGACCCUGAUUUCUGGUAGCAUUCUUCCUUCAUGUAUCCUUAGAAGUUAAAAGUUUUCAGGAUUGUAUGUAUUCUGUGCUCACAAAAUAAACUCUUGUAGCAUAGUAACCCAGUUUCUGUGAUCAGAGAAGUUGAAUUCUUUGACAUAUAAAUUAUGCAUGUUGAA
Eublepharis macularius is the source of this 5893-nucleotide messenger RNA. It is a transcript of the gene RETREG2, whose product is annotated as reticulophagy regulator family member 2. Lineage: Eukaryota; Metazoa; Chordata; Lepidosauria; Squamata; Eublepharidae. The record is from RefSeq and is a predicted model, not a curated record. The transcript has 9 exons. The coding region runs from base 85 to 1731 and encodes 548 amino acids.